AUGAUAGAAAUUGAAUAAAUUGUAGAUCUCAUAUCCCAAAAUUUUGAUAAGAAAAAUGUAACAAUACAAAUUUAUAGUAGGAAUAAGAUUUUAUAAUGGAUAUCUUUAUUUUAGGCAGUGUAUUUAAAUAAAAUAAGAUUGAAAAUUAUGAAUUUUUUUAAUACUUUUUGAAUUAAAUAUUGAAUGUAAGAUAGCAAGUGAAUCUUUAAAUCAUUAGUACCAAUAGAAUAAAAAAACUAUACAACGAAUAUUAUAAUAGCAAUGAAGAUGUAAAAAUACAAAUAAUAUUCUAAUUAUUAGAUUAUUUAAUUGUACUAGCAAUUGGAGAUGGAAAUAUAUGAUGAACCAUCCAAGAUCAAAGUUAAAUAAAUGGAAAAAGACGAAAAAAAAAAUAAUAUUUUACAAAAUUUUUAAUAGAAUUAGAUAGAUUUUAAUCUUAAAUAAAAAAGCAUAAAAAAAGAAAAUGAUAAAGUUAAAGAUCUUCUAUUAGAAAGUAAUUAAUUAGGAUUCAAGGAGCACAAGUAAAAUUCGUUUUUAUAGAACUAGAAAUUAGGCUGAAGAAUAAUAAAAUGGUCCCAAUAAUUUUGAAAAAGCUCAUCAGAGUUUAGAUUAAUAAUUAAGAGAUAGAGAAUCACCUGAAAAAUAAUAUUUAUAAAAACACAAAGAAGAAAACAUUGAAAUAAAAUGUUCUAUAUGCUUAGAUGUAAUAGAAUAUAGUUAAAUCAUUAUCUUAAAAUGUUCACAUUAAUUUCAUCAAAUGUGUAUUAAUCAACAUUGUUUAACUUAAAUUUAGUAAAGAUCUUUUCCAAUCAAUUGCCCUAUUUUGGAAUGUAAAUAAAGUAUCGUUUACACUGAUUUGAAAGACAUAUUAGAUGACUAAGAUAUUUAAAAAUAUUAAUAAUUCACAUUCAAAUAUUAUGUUGAAACACAUAAUGACGAAGUAUUUGCUAUAUUUAUUCUAGUAUUCAUGGUGUCCAACUCCAGAUUGUUAAUACGUAUUUAUUGCUGGAGAUAUAUAUUUUAGUUGUCCAGUUUGUUUGAAAACAUAUUGUUUAAGUUGUAAGGCAGAAUAUCAUCAUAAUUUGACAUGCGCAGAAUAUUUGAAAAAUUAAAAACGAUAAGAACUCAAUAGUGUAUAUCAAUAAAAUUAAUUUACUAAUAAUUUAAACAAACUACAAUAGAACUAGUAAUAAAUGAUAUCCUUUCAAAAUCCAUAAUUUCCUAACCUAUAAAACUAAUUUUAAAAUUUAUCAACUGAAAAAAACUAAUUUAUAAAAUCAAAUAAUUAUCCAAAUUUUCAUUUGAAUUCUUAUACAAAUUAGUAUAUUCCUCCUUAACAAUAAUUAUAAUUUGUGAAUUUUUAACUUUUGUAACCAGCUUUAUAAAAUCCAAUUGAAAAAUAAUAAUAAUAAAUAAUAUAAAUUAAUUAUAUAGAAUUUAUAUUAAAAAAUAUAAUUUGUGACAUGGAAUAAUUCUGCUCUUCUUAAGCACUUAAUCUAGUUGAGAUCCAUCAGCAAUUAAAAAGUCUUUAAGAGCUUUCUUUUCAAAAUCAUGGUAAAUCUAACACAUUAGGUUUUUGGAAUGUUGAAUUUCUUAAAUAAAAGUUUGAAUUAACUGUUACCAUAAUUGUCUUCUCUAUAAUAAAUAUUAAAUGCCUAAAUAGAUUAAAUAAAUAUUAAAUUAUCAUUUAAAAUCCUAAUAAAUAAAAAUAAUUAAAUAUUGACAAAAGAAUGAAGAAUCUAUAAUCCUUAAUAAAAGAAUUCACAAAUAUUUAAAGUUACGAAAAAGAAAUUAGAAAAAAACACUCAGAACCCUCACAUAGAAUUUAAAAUCAUCCAUCGACUCUAACUAGUAUCAACCCACCAACAACAUUCUCUAAUUGA
Paramecium primaurelia is the source of this 1883-nucleotide messenger RNA. The record is from the annotation of a GenBank genome assembly. NCBI's taxonomy places the organism in Eukaryota, Ciliophora, Oligohymenophorea, Peniculida, Parameciidae.